Aegilops tauschii subsp. strangulata is the source of this 684-nucleotide messenger RNA. NCBI's taxonomy places the organism in Eukaryota, Viridiplantae, Streptophyta, Magnoliopsida, Poales, Poaceae. The record is from RefSeq and is a predicted model, not a curated record.
AUGUCGACGGUGAAGCCCCGCCCCACCACCACCCGCGGCGGCCCCGCCCCCGCCGCCAACCGCGGCGCACCCGCACCCGCCCCCCCGCAGCCCGCGGCCGCCUCCGCCGCCCCCGCCACCGCGACGAAGCCCGCCGUGCAGCUGCGCAAGCCCGUCUUCACCACCAUCGAAAAGCUGCUGCCCCUCGUCUCUGCAGCGCCUCCGACGACCGCGCCCGGAGAUGUCGACGACGAAGCCCGCCCCACCGCCACCCACGGCGGCCCCGCCCCCGCCGCCAACCGCGGCGCACCCGCCACCCCCCCGCAGCCCGCGGCUGCCUCCGCCGCCCCGGCCGCCGCGACGAAGCCCGCCGUGCAGCUGCGCAAGCCCGUCUUCACCACCAUUGAAAAGCUGCUGCCCAGAGGACAAGGGCGUCAUGGCCAACCAAGGUGCAUGGUGCUCGCAAGCGACGAACGGAGGUUGUUUGACAUUGGCACGGAGGAGGAGGACGGGCACGGACGGAGGACAGAGCACCUCUCUUCUUCCAGGUUCUUCUCCUUAUCUUCACUUAAUGUUAGUGAGAAGCUUCAGGAGGAGCUCAAGCACGACCACCAAGAGGCACCACCGCAGCAACAGGUUGAGCACCCACCGCUGUUUGAUACUAUUUUGUUUAGGAUUCUGUUCCUCUAUGCGUGUAAUCUCUAG